AUGGUUGCUAAACAGGAGCUGUCGGUGAAUGUUCCUCUCAUGUUAAACGUCAGCUUCUUAAGCUCAAUUUCAAAGCCGAAAUUAAUCUCUGAGCUAAAUAAUCUGUUUACGAAGCUGAUGAAGCAUAAGCAUGGAUGGGUUUUCAAUGUGCCAGUAGAUGCUCAAGGACUUUUCUUGCGUGAUUACCACACUGUUGUUAAAGAGCCUAUGGAUUUGGGUACAGUGAAAACUAAAUUGUGGAAUAGUUUGUAUAACUCACCGUUGGAGUUCGCUGAAGAUGUGAGGCUUACUUUUAACAAUGCCAUCUUGUAUAAUCCAAUAGGGCAUGAUGUGCAUCGUAUGGCUAAGUCUAUGUUGAGUAUGUUUGAAGAGGAGUUGGUUUCCAUUGAAGUGCCAACUCGUGGUGUAGAGCCAUUACCAAAUCCUAAACCUUCCCCUCCUCUUAAUAGAAUACUUGAGGAUAGUGUACUUUUGGAGAGAGCGGGAUCUCUGAUAACACCAGUGUUACCUGAAACUGUCAAUACUACUACUACGACCAUCGAGAAGCGUAGAGAGGAAGAGGACGCUCCUGUUGAUAAUAGGGACCUUACCUUAGAUGAGAAACAGAGACUCAGUGAAGAGCUUCUUGACAUGCCUUGUAACAAACUAGAGAUAGUUGUUCAGAUUGUAAAGAAGAGUAAUCCAAAACUCUCUCUACAAGAUGAUGAGAUUGAGCUGGAUAUUGAUAGUCUUGACAUCCAAACGCUUUGGGAGCUUUAUAGAUUUGUGACUACUGGGUAUAAGCAGAGCUUGAGCAAUAAAAAAGAGGAUCAGGAGUUUGAUUCAGAAAGAGAUGCUGAAUCUGCUCACAACAUUAUCCAAGGCUCGAACAAUCUAGUAACUGGCACCGAAACAUCGAGAGUUACUGAAUCAGGAAAAGCAAUUCGCAUGUCAUCUCCUGUUCGGCAAAAAAAAAAAAAAGCAGGUGGAUCAAGUAGUUCUAGCAGUGACACAGGAUCUUGCUCUAGUGAUUCUGACUUUGAAAGCUCCUCGUGA
Molecule: messenger RNA, 1035 nt
Organism: Raphanus sativus (radish)
Lineage: Eukaryota; Viridiplantae; Streptophyta; Magnoliopsida; Brassicales; Brassicaceae
Product: transcription factor GTE5, chloroplastic-like
Exons: 4
Coding region: 1-1035 (344 amino acids)
Molecular function (GO): protein binding
Source: RefSeq, a predicted model, not a curated record